Messenger RNA from Candidozyma haemuli, 999 nucleotides. It is a transcript of the gene GTR1, whose product is annotated as Rag GTPase. The record is from RefSeq and is a predicted model, not a curated record. Gene Ontology annotation, molecular function: GTPase activity; GTP binding. The transcript has a single exon. Lineage: Eukaryota; Fungi; Ascomycota; Pichiomycetes; Serinales; Metschnikowiaceae. Bases 1 to 999 code for a protein of 332 amino acids. Gene Ontology annotation, cellular component: Gtr1-Gtr2 GTPase complex; nucleus; fungal-type vacuole membrane. Gene Ontology annotation, biological process: cellular response to amino acid stimulus; regulation of autophagy; cellular response to starvation.
AUGUCCCUGUCUUCCAGAAAGAAACUCCUUUUGAUGGGCCGUUCCGGCUCCGGAAAGUCGUCCAUGCGGUCCAUCAUCUUUUCCAAUUACUCAGCAUUCGACACCAGGCGGUUGGGUGCCACCAUAGACGUGGAACACUCCCAUUUACGGUUUCUAGGUAAUAUGACGCUUAAUCUUUGGGAUUGUGGUGGUCAGGAUGUUUUCAUGGAUAAUUAUUUCACUACACAGAAAGACCAUAUUUUCAAAAUGGUCCAGGUGCUUAUACAUGUGUUUGAUGUGGAAUCCAAGUCCAUCAAUAAGGACAUUGAUAUAUUUGUCAAGUCGCUUACGAAUCUUCAGAAGUUCAGUCCGGACGCUAAGAUUUUCGUGUUGCUCCAUAAAAUGGAUUUGGUGCAGAUAGACAAGAGAGAAGAGUUGUUUGUGAUAAUGAUGGAUAAGCUUCAAAAGAUUUCGAACCCGUUCCAGUUCAAGCUAGUGGGUUUCCCCACGUCUAUCUGGGACGAGUCUCUUUAUAAAGCGUGGUCGCUGAUUGUGUGUCUGUUGAUUCCGAAUAUGAAUCUUUUCAAUAGCAACUUGUUACGGUUCAAUGAGGUUUUGGACGCUGAGGAGAUUAUUCUCUUUGAGAAAACGACAUUUUUGGUUAUAUCGUCAACGGCAUCGAUCCAGCGACAAUCUACACAGCCACCAAACGGGCUUGCCGCCGCCAAUGGGUCGGUGGAGCUGUUGGACCCUAAGCGGUUUGAGAAAAUCUCCAACAUCAUCAAAACCUACAAACAGUCGAUUACCAAGUUACGAACGAGUUUCAACAACCUCGUGAUUCGGGGCUCCAACGGCACAAGCUUCUACGUGGACGUACUCACAGACAAUCUAUUUAUCAUGAUCGUGCUUAAAGACCGGGUGGCCGAGCCCAACUACGUGAAUGCACGCGAAGACCUUGUCAUUCUCGAAAACAUCAAGGCGGCCCGCCGGUGGUUUGAAAAGAUAGAAAAUGCCAAAUAG